AUGGGUAAUGAGGUAAUAGAAUCAAACGGAGUUGAUGUAUUGCUACAAUUGCAAGAGGAAUUGAAAAGUCAACAGGAUUUGUUUCUUCAACAACAGAAAGAAUUAUUGUCCAAAGAAUCGGUGCUAUCUUCCACUUCAGGUAGUAACACUUUGAGUUUUACUCAAGGUUUGAUUGUUGGUCAAUUAAGUGUUAUUGUAGUCAUUGCAAUUUUUGUAAAGUUCUUCGUAUUUCAAGAUGCAUCACAUGUGCCUACCAGUGUGAAUAAUAAAGAAGUCUCGGGGGUUAUCAAAAAACGGGAGAAUAAAAAAAGUUUACACAACAAUAAUGGUAAUGAGAGAUUUGAUGAUGAAAACAACGAAAAUGUUAUUAACUCAAUCUUGGAAAAAACCUAUUAUGAUGUUAGUAACCAUUCAUCUGAAAGUUUAGAUUGGUUCAAUGUCUUGAUUGCCCAAUUCAUUAAUCAAGCUAGAAAUGAAGCUUUGAUUGCUGAUAAUAUUUUCCAUUCAUUGAAUGAUUAUCUUUUAAAACUGGACUUUCCUGAUUAUUUGGAUUCCAUCAAGAUUUCUGAAAUCGAUAUCGGUGAUGAUUUCCCUAUUUUGUCCAAUUGUAGGAUAGUCCAGAGUCCUGAAAAUUUGGGAAGAUUGCAAGCUAAAAUUGACAUUGAUUUGUCUGACACUAUCACUUUGGGUGUGGAAACGAGGUUAUUGAUUAAUUAUCCUAAACCCAUGACUGCUGCUCUACCAAUCAAACUAUCGGUCACACUUGUGAGGUUUUCAGGAUGUCUUUCGAUAUCCUUAAUAAAUCCCAACGAUCCUGAAUACGAAGUCAUAGCAAAGGAUGUCACGCCUGAACCUGAGGAAAAAGAAUCAAGACUAAAACCUGAGACGUUGAAACUGGCUAGAUCCAUGUCUAGUACUUCAGGAUCCCCAAGAAAAGAAUUUCAAAAACUGACACCAAUCUUUAACUCAACUUCGACCGUUGAAGUUAUAAAACCGGAAGUGAAUUCGAAUAUUGCAUUGAUGUUGGAAUUUUCUCCCGAUUAUAGGUUAGAAUUCACAAUCAAAUCCUUGAUUGGUUCCAGAGCGAAAUUAGAAGACGUUCCUAAAAUUUCAUCGUUGAUUGAGGGUAGAUUAAGACAAUGGUUUGUUGAGAGAUGUGUCGAACCACAUUACAAAAUUAUCAAAAUACCGUCAAUAUGGCCAAAUAAAGGAGUUAAUCCUUCAGACAAGAAUGAAUAA
This is a messenger RNA of Yamadazyma jaroonii, 1239 nucleotides long. NCBI's taxonomy places the organism in Eukaryota, Fungi, Ascomycota, Pichiomycetes, Serinales, Debaryomycetaceae. The record is from the annotation of a GenBank genome assembly.